Molecule: messenger RNA, 1488 nt
Organism: Alternaria arborescens
Lineage: Eukaryota; Fungi; Ascomycota; Dothideomycetes; Pleosporales; Pleosporaceae
Exons: 1
Coding region: 1-1488 (495 amino acids)
Source: RefSeq, a predicted model, not a curated record
AUGUCAUCAAAUGGAUCUCAGCCUGUGCGCACGUCGUACGAUACACCUUCGCUCGCCGCUUUCAAGAAGCAAAUGGAUGUAUUUGAAGAACAGCAUGUGCCAGCGUACUCUAAUGCAAAUCCCAACGUGGGUAGCGAAGACAUCGAGGCAAGCGGUUCAAGACAUGCGUACAACUACAACACUAGGUCAGAAAGUCUCUCCAGUCAUAAGGGUAUAUCUCGUAUCAAGCCUCUCUUCCCUUCUCCUCGCGUCGGUGCACAGUCUUGGGACGAGAGCAAGAGCAUUUCACAGCAACAUAUGGUACCAUGUCAACCUACUCCAGCAGCUAGAUCCUCGCGAGACAGCGCAUGUUUUGAGAACUUGUUCCGUCAACCACCUACAUCUAGCGUACCUUACAUUGUCGCCCCAUCCCCGUCACCAACUAAACUCGCGCUGUCCCAGAAGCACUUGAUACCUCAAGCAGCAGACGAGUUGUUCCGACCAGACGUCAAAGACAUCCACUCAGAUAAUAAGAAGGCUACCGGUCUGCCAACUUUACCCGCAUCAUCCUCAGCUUUGUGGGAAGUCGAUUUCCCGGGCUAUACCCCCGCCCUACUCACCAUCCUCCUGACCUGGUCGCACGCAAUGCAGUCCUUCUACCGGCGCCUUCCGGACCCGAAGACCUUCCCCAUCCAUGCCGCUUUUCCACGCCGCAUUACUCCACCAGCCUACAACCGCCUUAUCUCUGUCGGUUUCUACGACACUAGCUUCAUUCCACACAAGGAGAUCCGGUUCCUGGGCCCAGGCGAUAUGGCUGAAAUUGGCUAUGCAGAGGUUGAUGUCUUCCGCAGCAAGGAGGAAGUUGUCACUUUCAACGCGCAGGCGCAAGAACACCCUUUAAAGUCGCAGGCUAUGAAACGGAGAUUGGGCACCGAAUCCAAACAUGGAGAGCGAAAAAGAACAUUGGGAGUAUACUGGGAUCAGAUAGAUCUUGCGGAUAGUGGAGAAGGACGAUGGGCGUAUGUUCUUAUCAAAGAACAUGCGAUUUCAGAAGAGGAAACUGCGCCGCACGUCAUGCUCGCGUGGCACCUUUCCGCUGUUACCGACACAUCGACUCGUCUCCACACCGUCUUUCCCGACAACCAUGAACCUAUUCUCAGCAAACCACCUGCGACGCCUGCACCACCUGAGCAGCCGCUAAGAGGCUUGGCCUCUCUACAGAACCUCAUCAGCCCGAGCCGUGGCCAGGAGCAUCUCCAUCGUGAGAUUUGCUCUGUCUCGAGCAGUGCAGGUUCAACGGAAGUAGAGGAAUCGAGCAUCCUGCCACAGGAGGGUGCGCAGACGCUGAAGAGAACGGUUGUGAAAUUGGAAAAGGCGGGAAGCAUACCACUUAUUGAGGGAUAUCGAGUUGAUCUGAAAGAGUUCAGGGGUUGGUUGGAUGCGGUGAGCAAGGGAGAAGGGAAGGUCAUCGUCUGGAGGGAGUCGCCGCCUCUGACCUCACUUGCGUAG